Messenger RNA from Opisthocomus hoazin, 2151 nucleotides. The record is from RefSeq and is a predicted model, not a curated record. Lineage: Eukaryota; Metazoa; Chordata; Aves; Opisthocomiformes; Opisthocomidae.
AUGUCGGAAACCGCCUGGCAGCGCGCUGGUCCCCGCUCCGCUGUGAAUCCGGCCCUGCCGCGCUCUGCUUCGCCUCAGAAACUUAGCCCAACCCUUGGGAACAGCACCGUUCGGAAACAGAGGCAAGAGGAGCUUCAGCUUUUGAUUGCAGAACUGAAAGAUCGUGAUCGGGAGCUCGGUGACAUGGGACAGCUGCUAGCCUGGGAAGGCGGUCUGCAAAAAAUACUGACUUUAGGAGAACAAUGCAACUUAUUAAACAAUAUGUAUUAUGAGCUGAACAAGAGAAGUGGAAUUAUAAAGUCACUGACCCAAAGGUUAAAGUUCUUAGAAUCUCAGCAGAAUGGGAGUAAGACAGCAUUUGAAAAUACGCAACAGAAGUUUGAAGAGCUGUCGCUAAAAGUAACAGAUGCAACUGCUCACUCUCAGGCUCUGGAGGAGAAAAACCAAAGUCUCCACUGCUCGGUUUUGGAACUGUCUGCUAGAACAAGCCAGCUGCAAGCAAGGGAACAGGAGCUGCUUACUCUGCUGAAGCUGAAGGAUGAGAUCAUGCUUGAAACAAUUGACCACAUUACUGAGUUUACAUCUAAAUUCAGAAAGCUGGAAAGUGCACUGCGUGCAGCAAAGGCGGAGGAAUUCAGUCUCCACAAAGAAAAGCAAGACCUCAGCCUGAGACUGAAAGAACUAAUGCUUGUAGCAAAGGAUCUGAAAGAUGACCUCUGUGAAAAGAUGAAAGAAAAUAAGAAGCAGCAGGAAGAAAUCCUUCACCUCCAACAAGAAAACGGCUGCUUGCGGAACGAGCUCGCGCUUGUUGUUGAGAAAGCAAAGAGAAAGGAUCAGCUUCUUCAGUCUGCCAAGUCUAAACAAGCGUGGACUGACACAGAACUAUCCAGUUUGCGACAGAUCUACUUAAAACAGCAGCGUGACUUGCAAUUCCUUCAUGUCAAUUUGGAGAGCUCUCAGGGACUAAGGCAAAAGCGUGAAAAAGUGGCACAUGAAAGGAGCGUAGGUACAGCAUUCUCUGCCCCUGAAACUCACUGCGAGACAGACACGGUUAGGACUGAGGGCACCCACGGGAUGAUAUGCAAGGAGUGUGGAACUGCACGGGUUCCAAAAAGUAGGGUAAGCACCCCCUCUGAGAUGUGCGAAGUAGAUAACAGACUGUUACUGAAUGCAUCAGACUCGGAGGAAACUACCCCAGCGUACUUAAACCUGUGUCAAAAAGUUGUGAAAGUCUUGGCUGUCCUUGCGGAAGAAGAAGAGAAGCAGGAUGUUGCAUCAAGCUUUGAUGAGCUACACAGCAAAGUCUUUUGUGAGGCAAACAGCACAAGGCCAUUGAGAAACAGGGAAAUUUCUGAGGAUGGAGUGGAAAGCAGAGACCAACAAACCUUUGAGUCAUCUUCACCUGAAUACGAGCACCAGCUUAAUGUCAGUUCUUGCGUAGAUUCGCCGAGUGCUUUGAUCCACAACACCAUCACAUCUGACAAAACUGAUAAUGCAGAUAAAGCCUGGGAAGAGAGAACUGGAAUUUGAUUUGGUCGAAAAGGCAGAGAGACUCCUGCUGCAAUUCACAAGUCUGAAUCUCAUUCCUGUAGUAAUAACUUCAUCAGAAAUAAAGAUGCACGGUGGAAGCCAGUAUCAGAUCCAGAAUGGUUAAAGAUUUUCAAACCCGUAAAAGGAGAUGGAAGUCUAUGGCAUGGAAAAGAUUGCAGCUGUCUGAAAACUGCACCAGAGAUGAAAUGUGCCAGCCCAAAAAGUGAAGAAAAUGUAGAUCUGAAUUCUUUCCACUUGGAUUCUCCCUGUUUGACAUCCACCCAGAAAGGAGACUGGCCUCAGAGAUGGGAGAAAUUCUCUGAAGAAGACUUCCCUCUGGAGAUCACUAACCUUUCGGUGACUAAGCCAACAAGUAGAUGCUGCAGUGCUACCUUGGACGAAGACAGCAGUUCCCCUGUCAGUAAGCUGCAGCACGUGCUGGCCGAGUCUUGACAGAUGGUUGCUGAUCUGGAGCUUAGCACCCUCCUCCACGCGAGCCCUCGCUGCCAUCCAGACAGCAGCAGCAUUAAUAGGACAACAGAACUUGCCAAAGCUCUUCACAGAACCCAGUUACAUGCUGCAGAAGAAAGAGAUGCUAAGCUUCCGUUGUUUUCUCUGUGA